AUGCAGGAGCUGACGCCGCGGGAGCGGAGGGUGACGGAGGUGCGUUUGUUCGUGUGGCUGGCGAUGGCGGACGUCGAUGCGUACAUCGCCAUGACGGAGGACGAGGUGGAGGAAGAGUACCGCAUGGCGGGGAAGCUCCAUAGGUCCAAAACCCCGACAACGAGUGGAAGAAGCGUCUCGCUAGGCUCGCCAGGAAGUGGCCGCCGCCUGUCGGCUUCAUCCCUGAUCGACGAGUAUCUCAAGCUCCUCGACGACGACGACGACGAUGACGACAUGGACGAGGAGGAGGGGAAGGAGCUGAUCGGCCAACCGGACACGGAGAAAAACUAG
Messenger RNA from Miscanthus lutarioriparius, 330 nucleotides. The record is from the annotation of a GenBank genome assembly. Lineage: Eukaryota; Viridiplantae; Streptophyta; Magnoliopsida; Poales; Poaceae.